This is a messenger RNA of Homarus americanus (American lobster), 411 nucleotides long. RefSeq lists its product as uncharacterized. The transcript is spliced from 4 exons. The record is from RefSeq and is a predicted model, not a curated record. Bases 34 to 411 code for a protein of 125 amino acids. NCBI's taxonomy places the organism in Eukaryota, Metazoa, Arthropoda, Malacostraca, Decapoda, Nephropidae.
UUGGAUGUUGGUCCUCAUACUACUUCUGACAAGAUGAAGUUCCCCGUGAUAUUCCUCUGCCUCACCGCCCUCACAUGGGCGCAAGAAACUCCAGAGUGUGACUGUGGCGCCUUCAUUACUGAGGCUCAUGACGAGAUAGAAGUGUUCGCCAUGGACGCCUUCGAGGUGGAAAACUGUGAAGAUGAAACUGACUGCCAUGACAAAUGCCGCACAGAGUGGAACACACAGACCAGCGAAGGAGACCUGAAUUUCGAGCUCCCCGACGGCAAGACGGUGGGCCAGACUAUGUGUGACGACCUGGCUGAGGACUUGAGGCUGUUCGUUGGUCCAGUGACCAUCGGAGGUUGCUACCCAAACCGCUUCCCGCAGCUAACUACAAUAAUUGAUGACUUGAACAGCUACGGGAUCUAA